CUGCGCCAGGAGCGGUCGGCCGAACGCCCAUGUCCUCCCUGGCGUCGCCGCUCCGGGUGCCGCUCCCGGAGCCCCUGCGCGCCACGCCGGGGGACGGCGCCGCCCCGGGCAAGCUCGACGACGACCUGCUGGCGUUACCACCUCUGCGUCCUCCUGGCCUAGAGGUUGUAGAUGAAGAGCCAUCGCCGCUCGGAUUGUCAAGGCUCGGCCGGCUCCCCGGCGCCCCCUCGCCCGCUGCGGCGGCGGCCUUGGAGCCGCGGAAGCCCGCGGCGCAGCCUGAGGGCGCGCUCGCCUCGCUGGGCGCUGCGGACGCCGCACCGCAGGGCAUUACGAUUCAGCCAGCCGUGCUUGGGGGUACCUUCAUCGAAUGGGGCAUCGACGGAUUCUGCAGCAAGUUGCAGAGCAACGGAAGCAGGCCCAUGGUCUCGCCGCCCUUCUCGGCGCUCGGCCUCCCGAACCUGCGCCUCAUGGUGUCGGUGACCGCGCGGGAGCCCGCGAAGAGCGCCCGGAGCCGGGAGCGCAAGGGCGCGGCAAAGUCGGCGGCCGCGCUCAAGCGGGGCCCGCUGCAGGGGGCGCUCAAGCUCAAGGCCGACUGCCUGCAGGGAGCCACGGUGAUGACCUUCUUCCUGUGUGUGGGCCCCUCGAGGACGGGACCCUUCACGUACGACUUCUCGAAGCAGGCUGUGCACGGCCCGGACGAUUUCGGCGUGGACUGGAGGGAGCAGGUCGACUCGCCAAGCGGCACGCUGCGGGUGGGGGUCGAGAUUUUGGAGGUGCGGCGGUGAGGAAGGUUGAGUCCUGUAUUGUGUUGUACAAAUGCCAGUGGUUCGCUACGGCACUGACCGUUUUGGAUAUCACGGCUUGGCUGCAAAAGGAGGAGCACUCCGUUGACAAAUUCGCGGUUCUUUCUUUGCUCUUUCCCCAUGUCCCUUAGUCUCUCUGCCCCCUCUCCUUUCAAUGUCUCGUCCUCGCCGCCAUCCCCCUUGCCAUCCUUCUCUCGAUUCCCAGUUGGCCCUGUCCAGCCCUUUUCCGGUGCUCCUUUUUUGAUUUGCAGAUUGUACAUUUGCAAGCCUCGUCAUUUGGUCAGUGCUGCAAGCGCGAGUUGCAGUUUGCAGUCACGAGCUUUCAGGGGAUCUGGAUGCUCGUCUGCUGUCAACCUGCGGGAGAGAGAGUCUCGCUGGAACGGUGCGCGUCUCUGUCUGAACGGUGUGUUUGCACCGUGAAGGCAGGGUGGGUAGCGGGCAGCGGGGGCGAGGCAGGACUAGGUCGGGAGAUGAAGGGCGCGAGGCACUGCUGGCAGAGCGAAGCCCUGGAAAUUUGAGCCCACUCGUGCUCCGCUUGUCACGCGGAAGUUUAAGCACAACGUUGGGUGGAUCGCAUCCGUAAGCCGUCUGUGCGCAUAAUGAAUGCGAGCAGGGCGAGGUGGGAAAGGAUACGAGGCCGACGCGGAAGCGUCCUUUCUUUCUCCCCCCCCCCUCCACUUCCUCGUGCAGAUGGCCAUCCUUCCCUCCAAUUGCAACUGUUUGUCAGCGUGGGCCCCGAAGGGUGGGUUCUUGCACGCGAUAGUGCAGUUCACCCGCCGCGCAACAUCCGCGCGUGACCACAUAUUCAUGCUCAUGCAGACAGUACCGUUUUUAAUACAUGCUCCGCGUGCGGAUCAUGCAUUACAAAUGCAGGGGUUC
Prorocentrum cordatum is the source of this 1682-nucleotide messenger RNA. The record is from the annotation of a GenBank genome assembly. NCBI's taxonomy places the organism in Eukaryota, Dinophyceae, Prorocentrales, Prorocentraceae.